AUGAGCCGGAGCUUCUACGACAUCGAUCCGGCGGGCGAGGUGCUGUGCACCUACACCGAGGGCGGCGAGAAGGAGAGUCUCAAGUCUGAGAAAACCGAAGUGCCCCUCGCCAAAGCGAUGCUCUACGCCUUCCUCCCCGCAGGCUACCCUCACACCGUCACCGACGACUACCUCGCCUACCAGACCUACGACUCCCUGCAGGCCUUCGCCUCGUCCAUAACAUCCCUACUCGCCAACCGCGCCGUGCUUGAGGGGCUCGGCGUAGGCGACUCGUCGUCGUCGCCCACGGGCGCCUUGAUCCUCAAGAUCACGGGCGACACCAUCUCGCGCAUCGCCACCAUCCUCUUUGCCCACCGCAUGGGCCAGGCCAUCGAGCCCGAGUGCAAGUUUUACCGGUUCCUGGCCGACAUCUUCAACGACACGUCCCAGUUCCUCGACCUGCUCACCCCUGCCCUGCCCUACCUUCCCAAACUUGGCGUCAUCGUCUCGGCGGGCGUCCUCCGCUCGCUGUGCGGCGUCGCCGCGAAUGCCAGCAAGGCCAGCCUGUCGGCGCACUUUGCGCUGACGGGUAACCUCGCCGAGCUCAACGCCAAGGAGGCCUCGCAGGAGACGGUUGUCAGCCUGUUGGGCAUGCUGGUCGGGAGUCUGGUCGUGCGCAUGGUCGAGGACAAACAGGUCGUCUGGUUCCUGAUGGUGCUGCUGGCGGGCGUGCACCUGGCCAUGAACUACCGCGCGGUGCGCUCCGUCAAGAUGCGCUCGCUGAGCCGGCAGCGCGCGACCCUUGUCUUUCGGGAGUGGCUGGACCACGGGACCGUGUUGACCCCAGCGCAGGCCGCGCAGAGGGAGAGCGUGCUGCGGAAAGGGAGGGGGAAUCUGGCGAGCAAGAGUGGGGAGUAUACGGGCUUCUGCGACUUUGGCACGUACGGGGACCUGAUGAGGUGGAAUCCGAGGGGGUAUCACCGGUACGACUUCGAGACGAGCACGUACUUUAUGGGGAUAUGGCAUCGCGGCGGGUAUUUCUACAUGCGGAUUGCCCUGAAGGAGGGCGUCGCGAACCCGCUUUCGGCCUGGUUUGACGCCGUCAACCACGCCUACCACUUCGACUCGGCGCUCAAGGACGGGCUGCAGAGCCAUUAUGAGAACGAGAUGCCGCUGGGCUAUGUGUCGGAGGAGCAGAAGGAGACAAUAUUUGCCGCUCUGACGGCGGCCGGGUGGGAUCUCAGCGCGAAUGCGCUGGAGACGAGGUUACCGAUCAGGGUGCGGGUGGGAGAUGGCGGGAAAAGGCUACAUCUACCCGAGAAAGACCCAGCACGCCUCAACGGGCACCAGGAGGCAAAGCACGACUAA
Messenger RNA from Parathielavia appendiculata, 1347 nucleotides. RefSeq names its product DUF647-domain-containing protein. The transcript has 3 exons. The coding region runs from base 1 to 1347 and encodes 448 amino acids. Lineage: Eukaryota; Fungi; Ascomycota; Sordariomycetes; Sordariales; Chaetomiaceae. The record is from RefSeq and is a predicted model, not a curated record.